Molecule: messenger RNA, 2279 nt
Organism: Amoebophrya sp. A25
Lineage: Eukaryota; Dinophyceae; Syndiniales; Amoebophryaceae
Source: the annotation of a GenBank genome assembly
AUGAAGAUGGCAGUGACAUCGACAACGUCAAAAACCUCCAACUGCACAAUGUUGUCAGCGGGUUCCGUUCUGCGAGAGCUAAGACGAAAAGCUGCGUUUGACAGUAUGCGGUCGGAGUUUUCGCGCUUAGUCGCCGAGUUCCUUGCUCCUCAUGCUUACACGACACAAGAAGCGUCGACGAGAAGAAAAAAAACCGCUUCUGCAAAUGCUGAGGAUGCGGCAGAGCAGCAUGUAGAAGUUGUGCGGCUGCAGGCACCAGAAGCGACUAGUAAGAGCGGAUCAGCACCAUCUACUACAUCCUCGAGUUCGCGGAAUUCACAUAGUAGACAAGAGAAGGAGAGAGAAGGGGAGCGUGUUAAGAACGGCAAUCGUAGGAUGAAGAAAAACAAGUCAACCUCUCCAACUACGUCUUCGCCGCUUCACCUUGAACCUCCUCGAGAGGCAUUGAACCGCUUCAUUUUUUCCGGUGAUGAAGAAAGCUUGGCGUUUGAACUUCUGGAUGACCUCCCGCUAAAGCUUGACAACUGGUACCCAACAGAGCUCGAAAAAGCCUUACAGAAUCGUCGUGCUUGGCGGGCUUGCCUCCUCCAGUGGCUCCAGGAUCAUGAUAGUGGCUCGGAUGAAGGGCCAAAGAACGAGACGAAGUUGAAGAAGCCAGAUCACGUGAGCGGCCAUGUAUGGAAAUUACUCGAAGUCGAACCGUCUGUACGGCCAGGGGCAGCAGAAGAUGCCGUACAGGAUAGUGCACAUGAAGAAAUUGCAUCAACAGCAAACGCAUUGCGAACUGCUGCACGCGAAAUCGUAGCACCGAAAAUCUUGCCAAUAGCACGAAGAAUCGCUGUAGAGAUGACAAAGCUUCGAGCUUCCGCUUUUCAACUUGAUCUUUGUGAAGAUGCAAAUGGAAAAGGUGUUACAUCAGCCGAUACUAGUGCGGAGAACGUUGUAGAGCGUGGUGGACAGGAAGGCAUCAAGGAGCUGGAAAGACCGGAGCAGCAGGAACCAACAGUUGAAGUCGAUUACGAUCCAAAGAACCGACUGUAUACGCUGAGCAUAAAAGAGCCUGAUGAAUCCGCGGAUAAUUCGGUUUGCCUCUCCGAAUGGGCGAUGCAAAAAUUGUCUACCUUGUUUGACAAGAACUGCGGCAUAGAAUUUUACACGGCUGUUUUCUGUUGCGCCCUUCGUUAUACAGCACUAUGCGGCGAAGACAUUGAGGGAGCGGGUCUGCAGGCGGCGAUGCCGCAACGCGUGUUCGACGUUUUGCCUUCAUCAACUAUGGAAUGCUUCGCCAGUCCCUUUAAUGUCUCUAGACAAGGGCCAAUCAGUGACGUCGCUGAACUUCAGAGUUCUGGCACUUCCAUGAUAAGCAGCGUCGCACUGGCAGACUCACCGACUGCGUCUACUGAAGCCGGCGAAGGAGGUACUGAUGAUAAGGCGACUGCUCCAGACAAACAGUCAGACGGAGUAGAAGCUGCUUCUCCAGCACGAAAAAAACGAAAAACUGAACGAGAGGCUCCUGCUGAAUUGGAAAAGACAAGUAGAAGUUCAUCUUCUAGUUCUACUUUUCAUCCCUACUGCAGCGUUUUUCCGGAAGACCGUGCCUUUGGGAGCAGCGGGAGCUUUUUUGAUCUUGACGCGUUGCCUUCCGACACUGAUUUGUUCGAAGUUAAUCCGCCGUUUGAUGUCGUGUUCAUUGAGCGCACAUUAGAAAAAAUCGAGAACCAUCUAGGUGCGGGCUGUGGGCGUCCUCUAGCAUUUCUGAUCAUUCUCCCCGAGUGGCUUUCACAAGGUGCCUUUCGUGCGAAAAGCCCGAUCGACGACGUUUUAUUGAAAAGCUUUUAUCUUCGAGCUACUGCGGUAAGGCGACCGCACAAACACAAAUACGUUCGAGGUCGCUGCUGGCAUUGGAGAAAACUCCCGACAGAGACUGGGCCUCCGCUGCAACCGGGAAUCAGCAAGUCGAGGGCCACAAUUCUCUCGAACUAUCUGACAAGGAAAGCAGCGCAGAGCCUUUUGGACAAAGUACUUCAAAGCUGGUCGUAGGAUGUUGAAGGAGAUUCACUGCCACGACGUUGAAGUAAAGAUUAAUAAUUGUAUCACCCCUCAUGUGGAAAGUAUAUCACUCCAGUAGUUCAACAACUUCUUUUGCCCGCUAUUUCAAUAAUUUACCCCUUUCUUUCACAUCACACCUACACCCCCCCGAAUCCCUUCGUGAAUGCGAGGUUCUCCAACGAAUGACAAGUCAAGUCCCUCCGCGCUUGCGUCUUGAGUCCCAACAAUGA